This is a messenger RNA of Phanerochaete carnosa HHB-10118-sp, 1655 nucleotides long. RefSeq lists its product as uncharacterized. Bases 103 to 1416 code for a protein of 437 amino acids. Gene Ontology annotation, cellular component: phagophore assembly site. Lineage: Eukaryota; Fungi; Basidiomycota; Agaricomycetes; Polyporales; Phanerochaetaceae. The record is from RefSeq and is a predicted model, not a curated record. Gene Ontology annotation, biological process: autophagosome assembly. The transcript is spliced from 5 exons.
AAAGAAUGGAUCCGGACUUGCUCCUGCCCUCCACCUCCAUCUCCCUGCCACAGUUCCACUUUGCAGUCACACACGGCUCAGUAGCAGGUGUUUUCGACAAUUAUGCCACUCGCUCAGCAGCAGCAGCAGCAGCAACCGCAAAUCAGAGUGAUCGUCAGGUUGCCCUACAACCGACCCGAUGAACCAAUCCCAGACCCUCCACGAAUAGAAUGGAACGCUGAGAAAGAGCACUUUCUUUGGGAGGUUAUCGCCAAGUCCAGAGUUGUCGAAGGCGCGGGAACAGAUUGGAAAGGGCUGGCUAACCACCUACAAGUUCCUUUACCAUACCUUCUAUAUCGCGCUCAGGUCCGUUAUGAGGAAGACUUACGCGGCCUUCGUACAGCACUCAGUCCAACUUCACCUACGCCACAAGAACCUGUUCCUCCUAGACCUGCGAGCCCUCCCGGAUCAAACAAUGCUGGCGGAGAGUACUUCCCCAGAUUACCUACUACUGAGAAACACCCUUCUGGACGCAGAGACUCCUUCCGUUCCUCCAACGGCGGUCCCAUGGCCGCCUCAUCCUCUGCACGGCCCUUAACUAUCCGCACGCGGCUCAACUCUCUGCGGUCCGUCAGCUCGCCACAGAAAGUCACAUCUUCUUCCGUCCUCACACUCCAAGGCCCGAAGCGCGCUUUUCCCGCGCUACGGCCCCUUUCACCAACGUCCUCUCGACCUUCUCCUUCGUCGCCCUCAUCAGGCGCUGAUGGGGGUUCUGAAGGAGAGGAGGAAGAGGAGUUGCACAAGCUUGAGGAGGAAGAAAGGCGCAUCGAGGAGCAGGAAGCUCUGGAGAGAAAGCUCAAAAAUCUCGAGCUGAAGAUGACUCGCGACGCCCUAGGUCUCGUAUCUUCGCCUACUCGACCGCCAUUUGCUAGACGGGACAUCGACCGGAAACGCCUUCGACUGUCGUCUGAGUCCGGCAUAUCCUCCGGUAUCCAUCAUCGACUCGCCAUGAGCCGUCGGCCCAGCAUCAGCCACACCCCGAGUCACCACAGCCUGUCAAGUACUACGAACUCUCUCCAGGGCUCAAUUCCUGACAUUCCUUCCCCGCCACCCGAGCUUACCAGUCAGCCUACUUCACCGAUGACAAGACACUUAACGCCCGCUACCUCCCCCAGGAGUCCACCAGCGGUAUCGCACAACAUGGCAUUUGGGACGAUACGAGGUUCGACGACGGCUAGCAGACGAUUAGGUGGCAAUGUCCGGAGCGACAGAGGCAGUGAGAUUGGGAGCACCCCUUCCAGCUUCAGUGACCUGAGUGAUGCAAGUCUGUCUUCCGCAAUGGAAAGUUCGUUGAUGUCAAACAUCCGGGGACAGAGCCCACGGGUAUCCUCGUUCACACGAAGCAACCUCGGUUCCCGCAGGCCCAGUGCCAGAUGACACUGCACUGGCCUUUUAAAUCUUUUUACACGUCGUUACGACGUUGUGUUUUCUCAUUUGUCACGCGGGGGUUGAUGUAUAUCGGACUGGAUUUAGCUCGCAGAUCUUAGAUGCGCCUUACCCAAGGCGCAGCUUUUGCUCAGCUUCGGCUAUCUUGUACCUGCUUUCUCGUCUGUUCUAGUACUUUCUCUGUCAUACCGCGCGUUAUGCAUCAUUCAGAGUACACGCAAGCUGUGAGG